CAUUAAAUCGGCAACAUGAACCGAACGACGGCAGCCAAUUCGCAUUGGCUGGCCGCAUUGCUGUUGCUGCUGGUGGUGCUGGCAUUGCAUGGCCAGACAACCACGGCGGAUGAGGCAUUCUCCUGUCCAAAUGGCUGGGAACUGCGCGGUUUAAAUUGUUAUAAAUAUUUUAACAUCAAGCAUUCGUGGGAGAAAAGCGCCGAACUGUGUCGAAGAUAUGGCGCCGAGUUAGUUGCCAUAGACAGCUAUGCGGAAAAUAAUGAAACCCUAACGAUAGCGCGUGCCAGCGAUCCCAAUCAGCGCGCCUCGGACAAAUACUGGCUGGGAUUGGCCUCGCUGGAUGAUCUGCGCACAAAUACGCUCGAGUCGGCGUCGGGUGCGUUGAUUUCACAGUACUCUGGUUUCUGGUCGCUGCAGCAGCCAAAAGCCGAAUCUGGAGAAUGUGUGGCAGCUAGCUUUGCCAGCAAAACACAAAGCUGGGAUCUGGGCACCUGCGAGUCGCUGCUGCCGUUUAUGUGUCGCGCGGCUGCUUGUCCACAAGGCGCGCUGCACUGCGCCAAUGGCAAAUGCAUUAAUCAGUCAUUCAAGUGCGACGGCAGCGACGAUUGCGGCGAUGGCACUGAUGAGUUGGACUGUCCAGCGCAGUGUCAUUACCACAUGCAGUCGGGUGGUGAUGUUAUUGAAACACCCAACUAUCCACACAAAUAUGGCGCGUUGAGCAAAUGCAAAUGGACGCUUGAGGGUCCCUUGGGCAGUAACAUUAUACUGCAGUUCCAGGACUUUGAAACAGAAAAGACUUUCGAUACCGUCCAAAUUCUUGUGGGUGGACGCACUGAAGACAAGUCCGUGUCGCUGGCUACGCUCAGCGGCAAACAGGAGCUGAGCACGCAGCCUUUUGUCUCCGCUUCCAACUUUAUGAUUGUCAAGUUCACUACUGACGGCAGCGUGGAGCGUAAGGGCUUCCGCGCCACCUGGAAAACUGAGGCCAAGAGCUGCGGCGGCAACUUGAAGGCUACGCUGCAGCGUCAGCUGCUAACCAGCACCAACUAUCCCAAACAGUAUCCCGGCGGACAAGAAUGUCUGUAUGUCAUCAAGGCGCAACCCGGACGCAUUAUUUCAAUUGAGCUGGAUGAUCUGGACAUUGCUGAGCAGCGUGAUUAUUUGCUUAUACGUGAUGGUGACUCGCCCAUGAGUCGCACCAUUGCCAAGCUAACAGGCAAGACCUCGCAAAACGAACGCAUCAUCAUAUCCACGGGCAAUGCUUUGUAUCUGUACUUCAAGUCUAGUCUGGGCACAGCCGGCAAGGGCUUCAGUCUGCGUUAUAUACAAGGCUGCAAAGCAACUAUUACGGCUAGAAAUGGCACGGUUACGUCACCGGCCUUUGGUCUUGCGGACUAUCCCAAAAACCAGGAAUGUUACUUUACCAUACGCAAUGCAGCACGUGCACCACUUUCGCUUAAGUUCGACAAGUUUACGGUGCACAAGAGCGAUCAGGUGCAGGUCUACGAUGGCUCGUCCACUUCUGGCUUGCGUCUGCACUCCGGCAAUGGCUUUACGGGCACGGCAGCGCCCAAGCUAACGCUGACUGCUUCCUCUGGUGAAAUGCUUAUCAAGUUUACUUCGGACGCGCUGCACAAUGCGGCGGGUUGGUCGGCCACCUUCUCGGCUGACUGUCCGGAGUUGCAGCCCGGCAUGGGCGCUUUGGCCUCCAGUCGCGACACGGCCUUCGGCACGCUGGUCAGCUUCACAUGUCCCAUUGGACAGGAGUUUGCCACCGGCAAGACGCGUCUGGUAACGGAAUGUUUGCCCGGUGGCAACUGGAGUGUCUCCUACAUACCAAAGUGUCAGGAGGUCUACUGCGGUCCUGUGCCACAAAUCGACAACGGCUUCUCCAUAGGCAGCUCGAAUGUAACUUAUCGCGGCAUUGCCAUGUAUCAAUGCUAUGCAGGAUUUGCUUUUGCCUCAAAUGAACCGAUUGAAAAGAUAAGCUGCCUGCCCGAUGGACGCUGGGAGCGUCAGCCACACUGCAUGGCCUCCCAGUGCGCAGCGCUGCCCGAAGUGCCACAUGCCAAUAUGACGCUGCUGAAUGGCGGCGGACGCAGCUACGGCACCAUAGUGCAAUAUGAAUGUGAGCCUGGCUAUGAGCGCAAUGGACAUCCCGUGUUGACCUGCAUGUCCAAUGGCACCUGGAGCGGUGAAGUGCCUCGCUGCACGCGCAAGCGUUGCUACGAGUUCCCCACCAUUGACAACGGCUUUGUUGUGGACACCAACCGUGAAUACAUGUAUGGAGAUGAGGCUAGGGUGCAGUGCUUCAAGGGCUACAAGCUGAUUGGCAGCAACAUCAUGCGCUGCAGCGAUACGCAACGCUUCGAGCAGCCGCCCACAUGCGAGGACAUCAACGAGUGCAGCUCCACGCAAUGUGAUCUCAGCACCACCGAGUGCCUGAACACCAAUGGCAGCUUCCAUUGUCAGUGCCGUGCCGGCUUUAGUGCCACCACCGAGUGCAGACCAGUUGGAGACUUGGGUUUGGGCAAUGGCGGCAUUCCAGACGAUAGCAUUACCACAUCCACUAGUGAGGCUGGUUACAGCAAGAAUAUGCUGCGUCUCAAUGGCAAUGGCUGGUGUGGCGCCAGCUUGGAGCCCGGCGUCAAUUGGGUAUUGAUUGAUCUCAAGGCACCCACCAUUCUACGUGGUUUCCGCACCAUGUCCGUGCAGCGUCCAGAUGGCAAUGUCGCCUUUAGCGCUGCAGUGCGUCUGCAGUACACCAAUGAGUUCACCGAUGUGUUCAAGGACUACGCUAAUCCCGAUGGCACUGCUGUCGAGUUUAGAAUUCUGGAGCCUACGCUUUCUAUACUGAAUCUUCCACUGCCCAUUGAAGCGCGCUAUGUGCGCUUCCGCAUUCAGGAUUAUGUGGGUGCGCCUUGCCUGCGCAUGGAGCUCAUGGGCUGCACGCGCUUGGACUGCGUCGACAUCAACGAGUGCGCCAAACAGAACGGCGGCUGCGAUCAAAAGUGCAUCAAUUCUCCUGGUGGCUAUGCCUGCGCCUGCAACACAGGCUAUCAGCUCUACACCUCCAACGGCACUGCUGGCUACCACAUUGAACGCUCCGAGUCGGGCGAACGCGAUGGCGACACCUAUCAACGCAACAAGACUUGUGUGCCCGUCAUGUGCCCGCAGCUCCAAGCGCCGGAGAACGGACAAUUGCUAAGCGAACGCAGCGACUAUCACUUUGGUGAUGUGGUGCGCUUCCAGUGCCACUUUGGCUACAUCAUGAGCGGCAGCUCUGUCGCCUUGUGCCUCUCCAGCGGUCAAUGGAACGCUACUGUGCCGGAAUGCAAUUAUGCCAAGUGCGUUUCCUUGCCUGAUGACAAGCUGGAAGGCUUGACUGUUGCUCGACCUGAUCCCGAGUCCGUCUUGGUGCCUUUCCGUGAUAAUGUAACCAUCAGCUGCGGCUCCGCCGGACGUCAGCUGCGUACUACAGCCUCCGCUGGCUUCCGCCAGUGCGUCUACGAUCCCAAGCCUGGUCUACCCGAUUACUGGCUGUCUGGCAUGCAGCCCUCUUGCCCACGCGUUGACUGUUAUGCGCCCAUGCCCACACCUGGAGCGGAGUAUGGACAAUUUGUGGACACGCGUUAUCAGAGCAGCUUCUUCUUUGGCUGCCAGAAUACAUUCAAGUUGGCUGGACAGACGCAGCGUCAUGACAAUGUCGUGCGUUGUGGCUCCGAAGGCAUUUGGGACUUUGGCGACUUGCGCUGCGAGGGACCCGUGUGCGAGGAUCCGGGCAGACCAGCGGACGGACGUCAGCUGGCGCGCAGCUACGAGCAAAGCUCUGAAGUGUUCUUUGGCUGCAAUCGUCCUGGCUACAUAUUGAUUAAUCCACGUCCAAUUACGUGCAUACGUGAGCCGGAAUGCAAAGUGAUACGUCCGUUGGGCUUGAGCUCUGGACGCAUACCCGACUCGGCUAUCAAUGCCACCUCCGAGCGUCCCAACUAUGAAGCGAGGAAUAUACGUUUGAACUCUGCCACUGGCUGGUGCGGCAAGCAGGAAGCCUUCACCUAUGUGAGCGUGGAUUUGGGACAGAUCUAUCGUGUCAAGGCUAUACUGGUUAAGGGCGUCGUUACCAACGACAUUGUGGGUCGCCCCACUGAAAUACGCUUCUUCUACAAGCAGUCGGAGUCGGAGAACUAUGUCGUCUACUUCCCCAACUUCAAUCUCACGAUGCGUGAUCCAGGCAACUACGGCGAGCUGGCUAUGAUUACACUACCCAAAUAUGUGCAGGCGCGCUUUGUCAUCUUGGGCAUUGUCAGCUAUAUGGACAAUGCCUGCCUGAAGUUCGAGCUGAUGGGCUGUGAGGAGCCCAAAGUGGAGCCACUGCUGGGCUACGACUACGGCUAUUCGCCCUGUGUGGACAACGAGCCGCCCAUCUUCCAGAACUGCCCACAGCAGCCCAUAGUGGUGCGCCGUGAUGAAAACGGCGGCGUGCUGCCCGUGAACUUCACCGAGCCCACAGCUGUAGACAACUCCGGCUCCAUAGCACGUCUGGAGAUCAAGCCACAGAACUUCCGCACACCCAGUCACAUCUUCAAGGAUACAGUUGUUAAGUACGUAGCCUUUGACUACGAUGGCAAUGUGGCCAUCUGCGAGAUUAACAUAACCGUGCCGGAUGUCACUCCGCCAUUGCUGCAGUGCCCGCAGAGCUACGUCAUUGAGCUGGUGGAUCGCCAGGAGAGCUACAAUGUCAACUUUAAUGACACACGCAAGCGCAUCAAGACUUCCGAUGAAACGGGUGAAGUGCGUCUGCUGUUCACGCCGGAGCGUGCAACCAUUAAGAUUGGCAACUUUGAGAAUGUCACGGUAACCGCAACGGACAAGUUCAACAACAAGGCCAGCUGUCACUUCCAGGUUUCGGUGCAGGCUUCGCCUUGCGUGGAUUGGGAACUGCAGCCGCCGGCAAAUGGGCAAAUCAACUGUUUGCCAGGUGAACGUGGCUUGGAGUGCAUUGCCACCUGCAAGCCUGGCUAUCGCUUUACGGACGGUGAACCACUGAAGACCUUUAGCUGUGAGACUUCCCGCCUGUGGCGUCCCACAUCUGUAGUGCCCGAUUGUGUUUCCGAGAAUACGGAGCAGGCGGCUUAUCAUGUCACCGCCACGAUCACCUAUCGCGCCAAUGGAGCUGUUGCCCAGAGCUGUCUGGGUCAGUACCAGGAUGUGCUUGCCCAACACUACGCCGGACUCAAUCAGCUGCUGUCGCAGCGCUGCUCCGCCGUCAAUGUUAAUAUGAAUGUCACCAUACUCAAGUCGGUGCCUGCGCUGCUCGAAGAGAAUGUGGUCAAGAUGGAUUUCAUUUUAUCUAUACUCCCAGCUGUGCGUCAGCCUCAGCUCUACGAUCUGUGCGGCUCCACUUUGAAUUUGAUCUUCGAUCUGAGCGUUCCCUAUGCCAGCGCCGUCAUCGAUUCCCUGCUCAGCAUCAACAACAUAGGCAACCAAUGUCCACCACUACGUGCGCUCAAGUCCAACAUCUCGCGCGGCUUCAACUGCAAUGUGGGUGAAGUGCUCAACAUGGACACCAGCGAUGUGCCGCGCUGUCUGCACUGCCCAGCGGGCACUUAUGUGUCCGAGGGCCAGAAGAGCUGCAGCUACUGCCCACGUGGCUAUUAUCAGAAUCGCGAUCGUCAGGGCACUUGUCUGCGCUGCCCAGCGGGCACCUAUACCAAGGAGGAGGGCUCCAAGUCGCAAGCGGAUUGCAUACCUGUCUGCGGCUACGGCACUUACUCGCCAACGGGUCUGGUGCCUUGUCUGGAGUGUCCACGCAACUCGUUUACCGCUGAGCCGCCCACCGGUGGCUUCAAGGAUUGCCAGGCAUGUCCAGCACAGUCAUUUACCUACCAGCCCGCUGCCUCCAGCAAGGCGCUCUGCCGCGCCAAAUGCGCUGCCGGCACUUACUCCGCCACUGGUCUGGCGCCUUGCUCCAACUGUCCACUGCAUCAUUACCAGAGCGCUGUCGGCGCUCAGAACUGCAACGAGUGUCCCAGCAAUAUGCGCACCGAAGCCGCCGGCUCCAAGGGACGCGAGCAGUGCAAGCCUGUCGUCUGUGGUGAAGGCGCCUGCCAGCAUGGCGGACUCUGCGUGCCCAUGGGCCAUGAUGUGCAAUGCUUCUGCCCCGCGGGCUUCAGUGGACGUCGCUGCGAAACGGACAUCGAUGAAUGCGCCUCCCAACCCUGCUACAAUGGUGGACAGUGCAAGGACUUGCCUCAGGGCUAUCGCUGCGAGUGUGCGCCAGGCUAUGCCGGCAUCAAUUGCCAGGAGGAGACCACCGAUUGCGCCAACGACACUUGCCCCGCAAGAGCGAUGUGCAAAAACGAACCUGGACGUGGCAAUGUCACCUGCCUCUGCCGCAGCGGCUACACUGGCGAUCAAUGCGAUGUCACUAUUGAUCCCUGCACAGCUAAUGGCAAUCCUUGUGGUAAUGGCGCCAGCUGUUUGGCGCUGCAGCAGGGACGCUACAAGUGCGAGUGCCUGCCAGGCUGGGAGGGCAUGCACUGCGAGCGUAAUAUUGACGACUGUGCGGAGCAGCCUUGUCUGCUAGGCGCCGCCUGCACGGAUCUGGUCAACGACUUCCAAUGCUCGUGUCCACCUGGAUUUACUGGCAAGCGUUGCGAGCAGAAGAUCGAUCUCUGCCUGGCUGAGCCUUGCAAGCAUGGCGCUUGCGUGGAUCGUCUCUAUGCACAUGAGUGCAUCUGUGAGCCUGGCUGGAGCGGCGCUGCCUGCGACAUCAACAUCGAUGACUGCUCGGAGCGUCCGUGCGCCAAUGAAGGUCAGUGCGUGGAUCUGGUUAAUGGCUAUGCCUGCAACUGCGAGCCUGGCUAUACGGGCAAGAACUGUCAGCACCACAUUGACGACUGCGCCUCCAAUCCUUGCCAGCAUGGUGCCAGCUGCGUGGAUCAGCUCGACGGCUACAGCUGCAAGUGCCGUCCAGGCUAUGUGGGUUUGAGCUGUGAAGCGGAAAUCGAUGAGUGCUUGAGUGAUCCUUGCCAUCCCGUGGGCACGGAGCGCUGCCUGGAUCUGGACAAUCGCUACGAGUGUGUUUGCCGUGAUGGCUUCACGGGCACGCUCUGCGAAACGGACAUUGAUGACUGCGCUGCCGAGCCUUGCUUGAAUAACGGCAUUUGCCGCGAUCGCGUUGGCGGCUUUGAAUGCGGCUGCGCUCCUGGCUGGAGCGGCAUGCGCUGCGAGCAGCAGGUGACCAGCUGCCAGCAGCAGUCGCCUUGCCAGAACGCUGCCAAGUGCAUUGAUCUGUUCCAGGACUACUUCUGCGUUUGCCCCAGCGGCACCGAUGGCAAGAACUGCGAAACGGCGCCGGAACGCUGCAUUGGCAAUCCUUGCAUGCACGGCGGCAAGUGCCAGGACUACGGCAGCGGCUUGAACUGCAGCUGUGCCGCGGACUUCACGGGCAUUGGCUGCCAGUACGAAUACGAUGCUUGCGAGGCUCAUGUCUGCCAGAAUGGCGCCAGCUGCUUGGACAAUGGCGCUGGCUACAGCUGCAACUGUGCUCCUGGCUUCACUGGCACGAACUGCGAGCAGGACAUACCCGACUGCAAGGAUAACUCGUGUCCACCUGGCGCCAGCUGCGUGGACUUGACCAACGGCUUCUAUUGUCAGUGUCCGUUUAAUAUGACGGGCGAUGAUUGCCGCAAGGCUAUACAAGUGGAUUACGACUUGUACUUCAGUGAUCCCGCACGCUCCACAGCUGCUCAGGUGGUGCCAUUUGCUACGGGUGAAGCCAACAGUUUGACUGUGGCCAUGUGGGUGCAGUUUGCUCAAAAGGACGACACUGGCAUCUUCUUUACGCUCUACGGCGUGGAGUCCGCCAGGUUAACCCAGCGACGUCGCAUGUUGCUGCAGGCUCACUCCAGCGGCGUGCAGGUGUCGCUCUUUGAGGAUCUACCCGAUGUGUUCCUUAGCUUUGGUGAAUACACAGCCGUUAACGAUGGACAAUGGCAUCAUGUGGCCGUAGUCUGGGAUGGCCUAAGCGGCCAGCUGCAGCUCAUUACCGAGGGAUUGAUUGCCAGCAAGUUGGAGUAUGGCGCUGGUGGUGCUUUGCCCGCUUAUCUGUGGUCCGUGCUGGGACGUCCUCAACCCGAUGGACUGCGUCAGCAGCAGGGCUACAGCGAUGCUGGCUUCCAGGGCACCAUAACCAAGUCGCAGCUGUGGGCGCGUGCUCUGGACAUUACCUCCGAGCUGCAGAAGCAAGUGCGCGACUGUCGCUCCGAGCCCGUGCUCUACGCCGGACUUAUACUCAACUGGGCUGGCUAUGAGGUAACCACUGGCGGCGUCGAACGCAAUGUGCCUUCGCUCUGCGGUCAACGCAAGUGCCCAGUGGGCUACACUGGCGCCAACUGUCAGCAGUUGGUUGUGGAUAAGGAGCCGCCAGUUGUCGAGCACUGCCCAGGCGAUCUCUGGGUCAUUGCCAAGAACGGCAGCUCUGUUGUGACCUGGGAUGAGCCACACUUUAGCGACAAUAUUGGUGUGACCAAGAUCUAUGAGCGCAAUGGACAUCGCUCCGGCACAACGCUGCUCUGGGGCACCUACGACAUCACCUACAUUGCCUCCGAUGCUGCCGGCAACACAGCCAGCUGCAACUUCAAGGUCUCACUGCUAACUGACUUCUGUCCACAAUUGGCUGAUCCUGUUGGCGGCUCUCAGGUGUGCAAGGACUGGGGCGCUGGCGGUCAGUUCAAGGUAUGCGAAAUUGCCUGUAAUGCUGGUCUGCGCUUCUCGGAGCCUGUGCCCGAGUUUUAUACCUGUGGCGCUGAAGGCUUCUGGCGUCCCACACGUGAGCCCGCCAUGCCUUUGGUUUAUCCCAGCUGCUCGCCUGCGAAGCCCGCCCAGCGUGUGUUCCGCAUCAAGAUGCUGUUCCCCUCGGAUGUGCUCUGCAACAAGGCUGGACAAGCUGUGCUGCGCCAGAAGGUCACCAACUCGGUCAACUCGUUGAACAGAGACUGGAACUUCUGCUCCUACGCUAUUGAAGGCACACGCGAGUGCAAGGACAUACAAAUCGAUGUGAAAUGCGAUCAUUAUCGCGCUGCUCAGAACAAUCGCGUGCGUCGCCAGGUGAAGGAUGGCGGCGUCUAUGUCAUGGAAGCCGAACUUCCUGUGGUCAACGAUGAGGACGAUGAGGAGCUGACGGGUCGCCAGGGACGGCAACAGACUGGCGGCGAUACAUAUACGCUGGAAAUAGCCUUCCCGGCUGUUAACGAUCCGGUGGUGCAUACAUCGACGGGUGAGCGCGCCAGCGUCAAGCAGCUGCUGGAGAAGCUUAUACUGGAGGACGAUCAGUUUGCUGUGCAGGAUAUUUUGCCCAAUACUGUGCCAGAUCCCGCUUCGCUGGAGCUAGGCUCGGAGUACGCCUGUCCCGCCGGCCAGGUGGUCAUGAUUCCCGACUGUGUGCCCUGCGCCAUUGGCACUUACUACGAUGCGGCCAACAAGACUUGCGUCGCCUGCGCACGCGGCACUUAUCAAUCCGAGGCGGGUCAGCUGCAGUGCAGCAAGUGUCCCAGCAUAGCAGGACGUCCAGGUGUCACAGCUGGUCCAGGCGCACGCAGCGCUGCUGACUGCAAGGAACGCUGCCCAGCUGGCAAAUACUUCGAUGCCGAAACUGGACUGUGCCGCUCCUGCGGUCAUGGCUUCUAUCAGCCGAAUGAAGGCGCCUUUAGCUGCGAGUUGUGCGGACUGGGACAGACCACACGCUCCACGGAGGCAAGCUCGCGCAAGGAGUGCCGCGAUGAGUGCAGCUCGGGUCAGCAACUGGGCGCCGAUGGACGCUGUGAGCCUUGCCCACGUGGCACGUAUCGCCUGCAGGGUGUGCAGCCUUCCUGCGCCAGCUGCCCGCUGGGACGCACUACACCCAAGGUGGGCGCCAGCUCAGUCGAGGAGUGCACGCUGCCUGUUUGCUCGCCCGGCACAUAUCUCAACUCUACGCUCAACAUGUGCAUCGAGUGCCGCAAGGGCUUCUAUCAGUCCGAGUCGCAGCAGACGAGCUGCAUCCAAUGCCCGCCCAAUCAUAGCACCAAGAUACAAGGCGCCACCUCCAAGAGCGAGUGCACCAAUCCCUGCGAGCACAUUGCCGAGGGCAAGCCACACUGCGACGUCAAUGCCUACUGCAUUAUGGUGCCCGAGACCUCGGACUUCAAGUGCGAGUGCAAGCCCGGCUUCAAUGGCACCGGCAUGGCCUGCACGGAUGUGUGCGAUGGCUUCUGUGAGAACUCUGGCGCUUGCGUUAAGGAUCUUAAGGGCACGCCGUCGUGUCGCUGCGUCGGCUCGUUCACUGGCCCACACUGCGCUGAGCGCUCCGAGUUCGCUUACAUUGCUGGCGGCAUUGCGGGCGCUGUCAUCUUCAUCAUCAUCAUUGUGCUGCUCAUCUGGAUGAUCUGCGUGCGCUCCACCAAGCGUCGCGAUCCCAAGAAGAUGCUCACCCCCGCCAUCGAUCAGACUGGCUCGCAGGUCAACUUCUACUACGGCGCACACACGCCCUAUGCGGAGUCCAUAGCGCCCUCGCAUCAUAGCACCUAUGCGCACUACUACGACGACGAGGAGGAUGGCUGGGAGAUGCCCAACUUCUACAAUGAAACCUACAUGAAGGAUGGUCUACAUGGUGGCAAGAUGAGCACGCUGGCUCGCUCCAAUGCGUCGCUCUAUGGAACUAAAGAAGACUUAUACGAUCGACUGAAACGUCACGCUUACACGGGCAAGAAAGAAAAGAGUGACAGUGAUAGCGAAGUGCAGUAAGCAAAAUCAAGGAACAUAUAAUUUAAUAAAAACAAACAACUUUAAAAUGCGGCUUUAAAUGUAAAACGUGGUCAUAAUGCAGCGGCAAGAAGGAAACGGACUAAACACUGCCCAUAAUAAUAACGAAUACUCAUUGAAAUUGGAAAGAGCUUUGCAUUGAAUUGUCGUAAACGUUGAUUACGCGGCUUAAUGCAGAGCUGCCUCAAGCUGCAGAACGAACAAAACAAAAACAAAAAAUAAAAAGUAAUAGAAUUGUUUAAAAUUAGUAAACUACAAAAUGUGCUCUAAACAGAAAAACAAAAAGAACAGAAAUUAAGUCGAACUUAUAGAACUAUAACAUAAAUGAAAUUAAAUUGUUUUAAUUUGUAAGUAUUAUUUACCUAUACACAAAAAAGAGUAAAACAAAUAAGCAAAUUAUGAAAUUACCUACAGCUUGUAGCUGAGGUACUAAAAUUGCAAUAAUAUUUUAAUUUACUU
Messenger RNA from Drosophila busckii, 11262 nucleotides. RefSeq lists its product as uncharacterized. Gene Ontology annotation, biological process: Notch signaling pathway. NCBI's taxonomy places the organism in Eukaryota, Metazoa, Arthropoda, Insecta, Diptera, Drosophilidae. The record is from RefSeq and is a predicted model, not a curated record. Gene Ontology annotation, molecular function: calcium ion binding; Notch binding. The transcript is spliced from 11 exons. The coding region runs from base 16 to 10785 and encodes 3589 amino acids.